Orcinus orca (killer whale) is the source of this 5041-nucleotide messenger RNA. It is a transcript of the gene STRIP2, whose product is annotated as striatin interacting protein 2. The coding region runs from base 95 to 2605 and encodes 836 amino acids. The transcript has 21 exons. Gene Ontology annotation, cellular component: cytosol. Gene Ontology annotation, biological process: cytoskeleton organization. NCBI's taxonomy places the organism in Eukaryota, Metazoa, Chordata, Mammalia, Artiodactyla, Delphinidae. The record is from RefSeq and is a predicted model, not a curated record.
GGGGGCGGGGCCUGGCUCCCGGCGCGCGGCGGCUGUGGGGUAACCCGUGGCAGAGAGCGCAGAGCGGCAGAGGGGAGCUGCUGAGGAGAGCCGCAUGGAGGACCCCGCGGCACCCGGGUCCGGGAACCCGCCUGCCAAUGGCUAUGGCAACGGCAACGGCGGCGGCAAAGGGAAGCCAGCGGCGCCUAAAGGCCGGGAAACGUUCAGAAGCCAGCGGCGGGAGUCGGAGGGCUCUGUGGACUGCCCUACCCUGGAAUUUGAGUAUGGAGACACAGAUGGGCACGCAGCAGAGUUGUCAGAAUUGUAUAGCUACACUGAACACCCGGAAUUCACCACUAACAGGAGGUGCUUUGAAGAAGACUUCAAGACCCAAGUGCAGGGUAAGGAGUGGCUGGAGUUGGAGGAAGAUGCCCAGAAGGCCUAUGUGAUGGGACUUCUGGACCGGCUGGAGGUGGUCAGUAGGGAACGGCGACUGAAGGUGGCCCGAGCUGUUCUCUACCUGGCCCAAGGCACUUUUGGGGAAUGUGAUUCAGAAGUCGAUGUACUCCACUGGUCCAGGUACAACUGCUUCCUGCUCUAUCAGAUGGGGACCUUCUCGGCCUUCCUGGAGCUACUCCACAUGGAAAUCGACAACAGCCAGGCCUGUAGCAGUGCUCUUCGGAAACCAGCCAUCUCCAUUGCUGAUAGCACAGAGCUCCGGGUGCUGCUGAGUGUCAUGUACCUAAUGGUGGAAAAUAUCCGCCUGGAGCGAGAGACAGACUCCUACGGGUGGAGGACAGCCCGGGAGACCUUCCGCACUGAACUGAGCUUCUCCAUGCAUAAUGAGGAGCCUUUUGCCCUUCUGCUUUUCUCUAUGGUCACCAAGUUCUGCAGCGGCCUGGCUCCCCACUUCCCCAUAAAGAAGGUCCUGCUUCUGCUCUGGAAAGUAGUCAUGUUUACCCUCGGUGGAUUUGAGCAGCUGCAGGCUCUCAAAGUACAGAAGCGGGAAGAAUUGGGCCUGCCUCCACUGGCUGAGGACAGUAUCCAGGUGGUGAAGAGCAUGCGUGCUGCCUCCCCGCCCUCUUACACUCUCGACCUGGGGGAGUCUCAGCUGGCACCACCACCCUCCAAACUGCGAGGCCGCCGUGGUUCUCGAAGGCAACUCCUUACUAAGCAGGACAGCUUGGACAUCUACAACGAAAGAGAUCUCUUUAAGACUGAGGAACCAGCCACAGAGGAGGAAGAGGAGUCUGCUGGCGAUGGAGAGCGUACCUUGGAUGGAGAGUUAGACUUGCUAGAGCAGGACCCUCUAGUACCACCUCCACCCUCACAGGCACCCCUCUCUGCUGAGCGGGUGGCCUUUCCCAAGGGCCUACCGUGGACCCCAAAGGUCAGACAGAAGGACAUUGAACACUUCUUGGAGAUGAGCAGGAACAAGUUCAUCGGAUUCACUCUGGGGCAGGACACAGAUACCUUGGUUGGAUUACCCAGGCCCAUCCAUGAGAGUGUGAAGACCCUCAAGCAGCACAAGUACAUCUCCAUCGCAGAUGUUCAGAUCAAGAAUGAGGAAGAGCUAGAGAAGUGCCCCAUGUCUUUGGGGGAAGAGGUAGUACCAGAGACGCCGUGUGAAAUCCUCUACCAGGGCAUGCUGUAUAGCCUCCCCCAGUACAUGAUUGCUCUACUUAAGAUUCUACUGGCUGCAGCCCCUACAUCCAAGGCUAAGACAGACUCUAUCAACAUCCUGGCAGAUGUCCUGCCUGAGGAGAUGCCCAUCACUGUUCUCCAGAGCAUGAAGUUGGGCAUUGAUGUGAACAGGCACAAGGAGAUCAUCGUAAAGAGUAUCUCUGCCCUGCUCCUGCUACUCCUCAAACACUUCAAACUGAAUCAUAUCUACCAGUUUGAAUAUGUAUCACAACAUUUGGUAUUUGCCAACUGCAUUCCAUUGAUCCUGAAGUUCUUCAAUCAAAAUAUCUUGUCCUACAUCACUGCCAAAAACAGUAUCUCGGUCCUGGAUUACCCAUGCUGUACCAUCCAGGAUUUGCCAGAGCUUACUACGGAGAGUCUGGAAGCUGGAGACAACAACCAGUUCUGCUGGAGGAACCUCUUUUCCUGCAUCAACCUUCUGAGGCUGCUCAAUAAACUGACCAAAUGGAAGCAUUCCAGAACCAUGAUGCUGGUAGUGUUUAAAUCUGCUCCAAUCUUAAAGCGGGCCCUCAAGGUCAAACAGGCCAUGCUGCAACUUUAUGUGCUGAAGCUGCUAAAAAUACAGACCAAGUACCUCGGGCGCCAGUGGAGGAAAAGCAACAUGAAAACCAUGUCAGCCAUUUAUCAGAAAGUACGCCACCGCAUGAAUGAUGACUGGGCUUAUGGGAAUGACAUCGAUGCCAGGCCGUGGGACUUCCAAGCAGAAGAAUGCACCUUGAGGGCCAACAUUGAGGCUUUUAACAGCCGCCGGUAUGACAGACCCCAGGACUCUGAGUUUUCACCUGUGGAUAACUGCCUGCAGAGUGUGCUGGGGCAGAGGUUGGAUCUGCCUGAGGAUUUCCACUACUCAUAUGAGCUCUGGCUGGAGAGAGAGGUUUUUUCACAGCCCAUCUGUUGGGAGGAGCUGCUCCAGAAUCACUGACUGAGCUCUUGUCAACAGGCAUCUGAUAGAUGGGGGUUGGCUCCAAUAAAUGGUGCUCUGCCUACCCUGCCCACUCAGCCUUUGUUUCCAGCUCUAGGAGUGCUUGUCCAGGGUAGCAGUGACCCAGCCUUAGGACAUCCAGUGUAGUUCAGGACUAUUAUGGGAGCAGUUAGGCCUGGAGAUAUAAUACAAGGCUGGGAGCCUGAGUGAUAAAAAAUUGAUCUAAUUGCCCUGGGGUCAUUUGGGUGCCCAGUUGCCCUUGAAAUCUCCUGCUGGAUCAGUCCUGGACAGGCUCUUUUGUGGGACUGCUCCCUGCUUUCGUCUUGCCUAGAACCACGCUAGCCUUUGCUGGCCCCAAAAGUGAGAAUAAGUUUACUAUGGCAUUUGACUCAUGGCAUUCAUCAUAGGUAAUGGGAAGUGCAGGUCAUAAAAUAGGGAGAACAUUUCCUUCUUGCUCACCCUGGAUUACCAGAGGUUUGGCAAACCCAACUUUGAAAUUAAGUCUGUAUUUUAAAUUUAAAAUUCUGACGCUCACCUCUUUCUAAAAUCAUUAGCUCUGAGAUGAUUUUUAGAGCAACUGCAUCUUCUUUGUGAAGGAUGAUGAUUUACUAUUACCUAAAUACUGCAUGUUAUAGAAAGGUAUAUUGUGUAGUGUUUUUCUUUAUUAAGAGAUCUAUGUUCAGUGUGAAAAGUAUUUCCUUGUGUACUCUGUAUAGGGCAUGGAGUGCUCUGCCACAACCAGUACAAAACAGUCAGGCCUCCUCUAAGGAUGUUUCAUGUUUUUCUGAAACUAUUUCAGUCUUAAAAUGACUUGAGUACAUUGCAGAAAAUUAUUCUUUUCAUCUAAUUCAUUUUUAAAUGACAAGUUAUCUACAGAAGGUUUUAUUUAUUGAGAUGGCAUGUCCAUUUGUGCUUGUGAUCGAUUUAUUUUUUUAAUUGAAUAGAACAGCGAGAGCAUCACAGGUUACCAUUUUUCUUUGUCUCCUAUGUUGAUAAAUGAUUUUUUUUCCCUUUUUACUGCUAACAGUUUCAAAGUGUCAUGUGGGUAUUUAGCAAUACUGUUUCUACCUAGAAGUAUUACACAUUUCUUUGAAAAUGUAAGGGUUGUUGUACCAACCUCUUUAAACUUCUCCCUUUUACAGCAGAAUCACAGUCUUCCCAACCGAAACACGGUUUUUAGAAAAGUUUCUGAUUCAAUCAGGAUCAUCUUAUUUCUCUUCCGUCCUCAGAAUUAUGGCAUCUAUACUUUCAAGCUUUUUUACUUUAAAUGCCCCCACCCUGCAACAUGGACACUACUGAAUGUUUUUUAUGAUAGCACCAGGCCACUUUAAUUGUGCCAGGACGUCUAGUCAAAAUCAGCUUAUUUACUCCAUCCUUUGUCAACCACAGUCUCUUUUGAAGUCAGGAUAGAUUGCUAAUGAUUUCCAAAGGAACUAUACCAAAAUUCUGAUUAUAGCUUGAAUUUCACCCCUUUGUGCUUUACGGGUAGCAGGAUUUCUGUUUUUAUGGUGAGGUCAUGAAGAAUGUAAGUAUGUAAUGGAUGAAACUUAAAACAGUCUGUAAAUUUUGUCUGAGUAGGACAGCAGUCCUCAUUGCAAUUAAAGUAAUUUACUGAGUAUAUCAUUACUGAACACUAUUGAACCCUAUUAACCUAUGAUUUCAAUGUGAUUUAAGUGAAAAGACAACUUUCAAGAAAAGAACAAUUAUCAGUCUAUUUAUUUUGAAUAAAUAGUAUAUAGUAUUUAAUUUAAUCAAGAGCAGAUAAGUUAUCCUCUUAAAAAUAUGCACGUGGGCUUCCCUGGUGGCGCAGUGGUUGAGAGUCCGCCUGCUGAUGCAGGGGACACAGGUUCGUGCCCUGGUCCGGGAAGAUCCCACAUGCCGCAGAGCGGCUGGGCCCGUAAGCCAUGGCCGCUGAGCCUGCGCGUCCGGAGCCUGUGCUCUGCAACAGAAGAGGCCACAACAGUGAGAGGCCCGCGUACCACAAAAAAAAAAAAAAAAAAAAAAAAAGCACGUGAAUUCUUUCCAAGGCAUAGAUGUAUGCUAAACUUUAACAUUUCAUAUUUUUUAAUAAAUCUUCUCUAAGGGAAAUUCUCAGUGCAGAUGGAAAAACUGAGGCACCAAAGAUAAAUGAUUAGUUUCAAAUUACAUCAUUUUUCUACUGACUUUCUGGGACUAGCAUUCAGGUACUGAUAGCCAGCCCCAUAUGUUACAGUAACUGAUUUGAAUCUCCCAAUUUGAGAAUACAUGUGUGUGGUUAGGAAUAAAUCAGAGUAACCAACCUCCAAUGGUGAUUACUGUUACAACACAGAAGAACAUUAUUUGAGUGAUUUAUAAAGUAGAAGAUUUUUAUUUGUGAAUAUUUCAGUAAAGUUUGUGUUGAUUGUUGAUAACACUGUUUCUCUACUGAAGUACUUUAAUAAAAAGAAUUGUACUGGA